Messenger RNA from Neopsephotus bourkii (Bourke's parrot), 1047 nucleotides. RefSeq names its product small leucine rich protein 1 (gene SMLR1). The transcript has 2 exons. Bases 123 to 407 code for a protein of 94 amino acids. The record is from RefSeq and is a predicted model, not a curated record. NCBI's taxonomy places the organism in Eukaryota, Metazoa, Chordata, Aves, Psittaciformes, Psittacidae.
AGAUAAUGGAUUGAGCAAAGGGCAGAAUGUGGAUGCAGGGAGGAAAGGAAGAAAGCAGGAUAAAUAAGCUCCACACUUGAAGAUCUGAAGGAUCUUGCUCACUUCAUCUGUUGCAGAGGAAAAUGCACACGAGUUACUUACUUUCGGUGUUUGUGAAGGAGCUGCCUGGCUAUAUUCUCUUUGCUGGGGUCUUUAUGCCCAUGGCUUUACUCCUGCUGCUAAUUGCCUUCUUCAGGCUCAAACUAACAGAAGUGGAUGAGGAACCAGCCAUGGCAGAAGACCUCAUAAAUGUCCUCCUAAAUUACCAGGGCCAGCGGCAGAAAUCCAGGAGAUCUGGACAAAACCAGAACAAAUACAAGAACCAAAGGAAAUUUCAGGGAGUCUCACAUCUCAGGAAGCAAGCUUAAAUCCAGUAUGCAGCUCUGAAGGUUUAAAAAUAACUAGCUGGAGAUAAAUACCAUGGAGGAAAACAAAUCAGCAAGGAAGAAAAAAAUAAUCAGUGCUGUGCUGUACAAAUGAAAGAGCUGCUGCUGUACAGGUUUUGUAACAGGUUUUGCUUUCUCACAUGAGGCCAAGCAAAGUACUUUAUGGAACUCAUCAGGCACCAGAGACCUCCUACAACAUUCUGUGUCAGUUAGGAUCUGGGGAGAGGGAAAGCACCUUGCUUGCUAGCCCCUGCCUAGUCUACUAAGAAAGCUGUAUAACAAGCUCCUGAGAGAGCUGAGCUGGCGCAUACAAGGAAGGCAGUCUUAUUAAACUGAAGAUGCAGAAAUAGCAAGUUCAUUACAAGAACUGAUGUCUAAGGAAUUGAGAAGGGUAAUGAAGGGGAACUGACUUUUUCAUUAGUUUGAACACUUUGGGGAAGAUCGUAAGUUUUUGUUAAGUAUGCAAAAUAUAAUAGUGACGGGAAACAAAAGGACUUCUCUCUGCUGAAUGACCAUGCCAGUUUUUGAAACCAUGAAAAGAUGCAGUCAGUAUUCUGUAAACCAGCUAAUUAUUAUUCUAGUUUAAAGACAAAUGGAUGAUUUUUAAAAUAAACACCCUCAU